Messenger RNA from Andrographis paniculata, 1692 nucleotides. RefSeq names its product UTP--glucose-1-phosphate uridylyltransferase-like. Gene Ontology annotation, cellular component: cytoplasm. Lineage: Eukaryota; Viridiplantae; Streptophyta; Magnoliopsida; Lamiales; Acanthaceae. The record is from RefSeq and is a predicted model, not a curated record. Bases 62 to 1495 code for a protein of 477 amino acids. Gene Ontology annotation, molecular function: UTP:glucose-1-phosphate uridylyltransferase activity. Gene Ontology annotation, biological process: glycogen metabolic process; UDP-alpha-D-glucose metabolic process. The transcript is spliced from 21 exons.
UAUAUAUAACCACCCUUGUACACUUUCACUUGCUACACUUCGCCAAAUUUGUUCACAAUAAAUGGCUUCUGCAGCUACGAUCACCUCCAAGGAUGCGGAUAAGGUCCUCUCCAAGCUUCGAUCCGAGGUCGCCACCCUCAACCAAAUAAGUGGAAACGAGAAAUCUGGAUUCAUCGACCUGGUAAGCCGCUAUCUCAGUGGUGAUGCACAAGAGAUAGAGUGGAGUAAGAUCCGGACGCCAACUGAUAAGGUGGUGGUGCCUUAUGAUGCCUUAGCCCCUGUCCCUGAAGGUACGGCAGAGACUAGAAAGCUUCUGGACAAACUGGUGGUAUUAAAACUUAAUGGAGGCUUGGGAACUACAAUGGGUUGCACUGGUCCAAAAUCUGUUAUUGAAGUUCGUGACGGUUUGACAUUUCUUGACUUGAUUGUCAUUCAAAUUGAGAAACUCAACGCCAAAUAUGGAUGCAAUGUCCCUUUGCUUUUAAUGAACUCAUUCAACACACAUGAUGAUACAGAGAAGAUUGUGGAAAAGUACACCAAUUCAAGCAUUCAGAUUCUCACAUUUAACCAGAGCCAAUACCCUCGUAUUGUCACUCCAGAUUUCAGUCCACUCCCCUGCCAAGGAAAUACUGGAAAGGAUGCAUGGUAUCCUCCUGGUCAUGGAGAUGUCUUUCCUUCUUUGAAAAACAGUGGGAAGCUUGAUGCAUUGUUAUCUCAGGGCAAAGAGUAUGUCUUUGUUGCCAAUUCAGACAACCUGGGUGCCGUUGUUGAUUUGAAAAUUCUAAAUCAUCUUAUCAGGAACAAGAAUGAAUACUGCAUGGAGGUCACACCCAAGACACUUGCAGAUGUUAAAGGUGGUACUCUGAUAUCAUAUGAAGGGAAAGUACAGCUCCUGGAAAUAGCCCAAGUUCCUCAGCAACAUGUGAAUGAGUUUAAGUCAAUCGAGAAGUUCAAAAUUUUCAACACCAACAACUUGUGGAUCAACCUGCGGGCAAUCGACAGGCUUGUCAAGGGAGAUGCACUGAAGAUGGAGAUUAUUCCCAACCCAAAGGAAGUCAAUGGCGUCCAAGUUCUUCAACUUGAGACUGCUGCUGGGGCAGCAAUAAAGUUCUUUGACAAUGCCAUUGGAGUCAACGUUCCCCGCUCUCGAUUUCUUCCUGUGAAGGCUACUUCAGAUUUGCUUCUAGUCCAAUCGGAUCUCUAUACUUUGCAUGAUGGCUUUGUGAUCCGGAACCCCAGAAGGACCAAUCCUGCCAAUCCUACUAUCGAAUUGGGUCCUGAAUUCAAGAAGGUUGCCAAUUUCUUAAGCCGGUUUAAAUCUAUUCCUAGCAUCAUUGAACUUGAUAGCUUGAAGGUGACAGGUGAUGUUUGGUUUGGAGCUGGUGUAAUUCUCAAGGGCAAAGUGACUAUCACUGCUAAAUCUGGUUCAAAACUGGAAAUCCCCGACAGAGCUGUGAUCAUCAACAAGGAAAUCAAUUCCCCAAAAGAUAUAUAAGAGAGUUCCUCUCAUAAUCGUAUGGCGUUUGUUUUGUUUGUAACGUGUAGACUUUGAACUAAGAAGAAUAAAAGUCGUCGGAAUAAUAAAUAUAUAUUCGCCGAUUGAAAGGCGGAAAUCCCCAUUGUUAUGAAGGUUGUUUCCAUGUUUCAUUUCCGUGCAUAUGAGUUAAUAAAACAAUCGAAUUUAGUUAUACA